UCAAAAUCUCCACAGCACCGCACUGCAACGUAUCAUGUUCUCUUCUGUCUCUCCCUCUCCCCAUCCCAAAAUUUCCAUCAAAUCUCCGUACCCUGCGCCUCGCCGGACCAGAUUUCGGCCACCGUUCAUUGCUAACACCGCCACCGCCUACAAGGAAAGGUCCAAUCUCUACCAGCAGCUUCCUCAACGGAUGGCAUCGCUGUACGAGAUUUUGGGGAUUCCAGUGGGAGCUACGAGCCAGGAGAUCAAGUCUGCUUAUCGGCGAUUGGCGAGGACUUGGCAUCCAGACGUCGCCGCUUUGGAUCGGAAGGACAAGUCAGCGGACGAGUUCAUGAAGAUUCAUACUGCGUACUCCACUCUAUCAGACCCUGAGAAACGCGCCGUUUAUGAUCGCAAGUUUUUCAGAAGGAAGUCACCGUUGACUGGAAGUUUCCCCGGGUAUCAUGGGCGGAACUGGGAAACGGACCAGUGCUGGUAGCCUAGGUGGCUAAUUAGAGAUUACAGCAUGAAACGGCCAAUUUGUAGAUAUAUCAUAUAUGAACAUAAAAUCUGUACAUAUACUGCUGCUAACUUGGCUGCGAGUGCGUCCCCACAGCCACAGAUGGAAGUUCUCCACCUGUAAUCUCGUGGCUCUACCUCUGUAUUAAUGCUUUAGCCUUUAUUUUCAUUCGGCCUAAUGCCAAAUUCACCGUGUACUUAUCAACUUUUAUUUUUCAUGUUUUUCAUCCAA
Messenger RNA from Manihot esculenta (cassava), 730 nucleotides. RefSeq names its product chaperone protein dnaJ 11, chloroplastic. The record is from RefSeq and is a predicted model, not a curated record. Lineage: Eukaryota; Viridiplantae; Streptophyta; Magnoliopsida; Malpighiales; Euphorbiaceae. The transcript has a single exon. The coding region runs from base 35 to 478 and encodes 147 amino acids.